This is a messenger RNA of Cyprinus carpio (common carp), 6672 nucleotides long. It is a transcript of the gene foxn3, whose product is annotated as forkhead box N3. The record is from RefSeq and is a predicted model, not a curated record. Gene Ontology annotation, cellular component: nucleus. NCBI's taxonomy places the organism in Eukaryota, Metazoa, Chordata, Actinopteri, Cypriniformes, Cyprinidae. Gene Ontology annotation, molecular function: cis-regulatory region sequence-specific DNA binding; DNA-binding transcription factor activity. Gene Ontology annotation, biological process: regulation of DNA-templated transcription.
UGUAAUCCUGCAUGCUCUCUGUUCAUUUGCAUUCAUGAGCAUUAAGAUCUGCUCAUCCACAGUCUGCUGUUAAAACAAACCGCAUGAGUGUGUUGGUACACAGCACAUCCUGUGGAUUUAUUGUCAUUACAGCUGGACUCUGGUAACUCUGGCUGUUAUGCUGAGCUCUGAGCUUUCUGUGGUUGUCCGUCUGCAAGUCUCUUUACCACAGUGCUAUGGCAAGUUCUUUCUGGGAAUUCGCGAUGCUGAGCUUGUGCUUUCUGCAAGAGUUUCCAUUUUCGUCUUAAAAAUACUGAAAUACCUUGAUGGCAUUGUCCUAUUUGGAAAAAGCUUAUGGCAUGGAGGCUGUUUUGCUGGAAAAAAUGAGCUCUAGGAUUUAUAACCUACUUUAGUCACUAGAUGUUUCUAUAAAUACGUAGAGUGCAGUGAAGAUAGUUUUGGGCUGUUUUAUGCAAACUGGCCUGUCGUGCCGUGCUGUAAGUUUUUCCUGACCCUCUGUUUCCAUGGCCCCCUCAUGUGGCCGCUCUUCACUGCCUAUAGCACGAGCUAUCUCCGCCUAUGAAAACACGGCGCGUGAUUGGCUGAUCCUGCAGAUGCACAGGAAGUUCAGGGUUUCUAAUAACCACCCAGAGACACAGUUACCAUAGAGACAAAGAUAAGCCCCCUUACUAAAAAAAAGGAAAAAAGCCUGCAUGUCAUCACAGCAGCCUGCAGAAAGCGUCUGCUCUCUCUCUCUCUCUCUCUCUCUCUCUCUCUCACUCUUCUGCCAGUUCUCCUAUUAGCAGCUGCUCAAACAGUACAGCCCUUACCUUAUGAAGGUUGCCUUCUCUCACCGCUCUUCAAAUGCACACUGCACUUAACGAGCCUUGGUCUAAAUGGGUCCGGUUAUGCCUCCCAGUAAGAAGCCGGGAAGUUCCGGGGUCAGCGUCGCGAGCGGCCUGAGCCAGUUCUAUCAGGCGAGCUCCAUCACCCGUGCCCUGCAGGAGGCCGAGGAGAUGGACCUGGCUCUUCCCACCAUCAAAUUGGAGAAGGGCAGCAUGGAGGACGAGGAACUCACCAACCUCAACUGGCUCCACGAGAGCAAGAACCUGCUCAACAGCUUCGGUGACCCUGUGCUGAGGAGCGUCAGCCCCGUCCAGGACUUGGACGAUGACACCCCGCCCUCCCCGGCCCACUCGGACGUCCCUUACGAUGCCAAGCAGAACCCUAACUGCAAACCCCCUUAUUCCUUCAGCUGCCUCAUCUUCAUGGCCAUAGAAGAUGCCCCCUCCAAGAGACUGCCAGUUAAAGACAUAUACAACUGGAUCCUGGAACACUUCCCUUACUUUGCAAACGCCCCCACGGGGUGGAAGAACUCAGUCAGGCACAAUCUGUCCCUCAAUAAGUGUUUUAAGAAAGUGGACAAGGACAGGAGUCAGAGUAUCGGGAAGGGCUCCCUGUGGUGCAUAGACCCAGAAUACAGACAGAAUCUCAUCCAGGCGCUGAAGAAGACGCCUUAUCAUCCUUAUUCCCAGGUGUUCACCACGCCUCCCACCUCUCCUCAGGCAUAUCAAAGUAUGUCCAGUCCUCCAAUUUGGCCAGGAAGUCCCUUUUACAGAAAAAACAAGGGAGUCCUGCUUCAAGUCCCUCAGGGAGUGAUUCAGAACGGAGCUCGAAUGAUGAGUCAGGGCCUCUUCCCAGGAAUCCGACCUCUUCCCAUCAACCCCAUUGUCAGCAGGACAGCCGCUGUCAGGUCAGUACUCGGAUACAGAAUAACCAGUGAUGGCGAGCCAACCUGUAACUCUCCACUGGUCAACAGCGACCCCAAGGAGGACCACACCUACAGUUUUGCCAAAUCUUCCGGCUCGGAUGUUGAAGAAGAGUCUCACUGCGAUGGAAGCGAGGUGAGCUUCCACGUCAACGAUGCCAGCAGCGAUGCCGAGGAGGAUGACAAGAGCAAAAUCAAGAAGGAGCCCAAGGAGUGGUCCGUGGAUGCCCUCGCUCUGGCUCAGCACAAGAAACGGCAACAUUUGACAAAAGUCAAACAGAGAGUGGCCAGUGACACUCUUCCUCUAAAAAAGAGGCGCACGGAGAAGCCUCCGGAAAGUGACGACGAGGAGAUGAAGGAGGCCGCCGGAUCCUUGCUUCAUUUGGCGGGAGUCAGGGCCUGUUUGAACAAUAUCACCAACCGGACGGCAAAGGGGCAGAAAGAGCAAAAAUAAUGAACUGACUGUAUUAUAAAGAGAAGAAAAAAAACAUCACUUUGAAUAGAAUUUACUAUUUUUUUCCAGGACAUCAGGUGAAUUCUACUGAUUUGUGGCAAUAUCAACAAUCACUUUGUUUUCCUAUCUUUAUAGGUAACAUUUUACUGAGGGUUCCUUGUUUUAGUUCACUUUUAGUUCAUUUUAUUGUGAUUUCUUUUUUAAUCUACGGAGAUUAAAGCCAUAGCCUUCCUUUUUUUAAGAUAUUCUGUAAAACAUUUCAUUCGACUGAGAAAAAAGUGAUAGUAAAAAUUGUCCUGCCCCAUUGUCAUAGUUAAAGGGACAGCUCACUCCAAAAUUAAAAUUCUGUCAUUUACUCACCCUCAUUUCAUUUCAAAUCCAUAAGACUUUCCUUCAUCUCUUGAACACAGUUUUGUUUUACACAAAUGAAAUUCAAUCAAAUCUGAAAGAUUUCUGUCCCUCCACUGAAAGUCUAUUCAACCAAAACUCUGACAUUUUAAAACGUUCAUAAAGAGAUAAUAAUAAACACAAAACAAAUCCACAUAAAUUGAGUGGUUUAUUCCAAGUCUUGCUUUAUAUGAUGAACAGAUUUAAUUUUGGCUUUUAUUCACAUACAAACAUUAAGCAAACCGUGUUUAUAAGAUUCAGAUUUGGUCACAAAAGGUCAGAGUCUUGGCUGAAAAGACUUUCAAUUGGACAGAAAUCACUCACAUUUCAUUAAAAAUAUCUUCAUUUGUGUUCCACAGAUGAGUCUUUGUGUUUGGAACGGCAUAAGGGUGAAUAAAUGAUGACGGAAUUUGAAUUUUGGGGAGAACUAAUCCUUUAAAAACAUGACAACAAAUUGUGUUCUGCAGCACGUUCUGCAGUAGUUCUCGAGUUAGUGAUAAUUAUGGGUUAUAGUAAUCUCUGCUGUAAUAUAAGAUGUUUUAGAAGCACAGGGCAGUGCCAAAGACAAUCCUCAAGCAGUUUCUGUGAUGUCACUUCCCCUUGAUGCUCUGGUCGUUAAAGCAUUGUGUGGAAAACACUCAUAGUUGUUCUUUUGGCUCGUAUGAAUCAUAGUUCACUGGGAUGAGAGUAAAGCCAUAAGCUUUUGUCAUAGUGUUUUUGGAGUCAAAAGUGAUACAUUUACCAAUAAGUCUUUAAAACUGCCCACGUUUUUUCCUAAGCAAUCAAAUUGAGUGAUAUUUUCCAUCUAAACCGAUAGUGGAUGGUGAUACUCUUUCUUCAGCACAAUGAAAAUGAAAACUCGGAGCUAAAGCUACAAUACCUGCCAAUUUUAUUUUAAUAGCAGAAAAUAAUGACUGUGGAGUUGUUUUGUGUUUGUUCAUUUGUUUACGUUUUUUUUUUUUGAAACCCUCGUGAUGUAAUAAGCAAUUUCAUCCAGUCAGGAUAAACACUGUAUAAAAUGAACACUAGACCAUUUCCUUUCUUAAUUUAAGCAAUGUAGCCAGCAGGAUUUUCCAAAUCGUGUUGCAUGGGUUCUGUAAAGACAAAAGAAGACCGUUUUUAAAAAAAAAACAAAGUUCAUGUAAGGUAAAUAAUGUAUUUAGCAUGGAGCAUGAAUUAUUUUCAUAUAUAAAUAUGCCAAUAGGCCUAGUCUCUUUAGUUGUUUUUGUCGGAUUUAAUUUCCAUUUGUCGUCCUCAUCUCCUUUGUGUUGAAGCAGGCAUCUUUGACAAUUAACUUCUUCAGGGACAAACACUGACUGUUGGGAAACUCUCUCUGCAAUACGAGGACUGGGGCUCGGGCCGUCUAGGUCCACGCUAGCAGCCGCCCCGAAUACCCACAAAUACCUGCUACGUCAAUGUCCGUGUCAUCAAGGAGAAGUUCGUAGUGAGUGUCGGUCCACUUCCGGCUUCAUGCCUGCUUUACUUCCAUAUGUAAUCCAGAUGUGCAUGUCUGUGAUUUAUUCAGGGUCUUCCAUUUUGUUCCACAAGACUUUGGAUCUGCAUUUUUUUGUUGUUCAUUUUAUUCUUGUAUUUACAUGUAGCAUUGUUCAGGAGUCAUCAGUAUUGAUUCAGUUGGUCUCAGUACAGGCAGUCAGACGUUACUUACGCCUCCACGCAUAUAUAUUUAAGCACUUAUAGACAAUAAAAACAAGUGAUACCAGAGCUCAGUGCAAACGUUUGUGUAUAUAUUUUCACAACCUCACCGAAUUGCACUUUUAUUGUUUUAACGUAUAGUAAAGAACUUAAGGAUUCAGUGCCAAAGCCUGUAAUGACUCUACACCAGAGAUGGGCACUUGAGUUAGUGACUUGGACUCAAGUCGCAUUUUUAAUAGACUUCAGACUUGACUUGACUUCAGUUCAGACUCGACCUGAAAUGACUCCUGACUUGACUCGAGGAAAAGGACUCGUGAAAAUUUUAAAAGCAACUCCGCACCCCGGCAUCCAUUCGGACCGUGAGCCGUAACAGCAGCACUAUUUUAAGCGAGCAGCAUGUGAGAAGCGGAUCACAUAACAAAUGCUCAGGGUUGUUUAUGGUAAAUAUAUUUUUAGCGCUAUAUACUCUAGUAUUUUUAUCUAAAGCCAAACGCGCUUUAUUCAAGCCCUUUCAGCUAAGUGCGCCUUCUCUCUCUCUCCAAGUUUAAGAGCUGCGGAUGACGUGGUUAUUUUAACAACAACAGAAACACGGUGAACACCAAACUUAUAGUUUAUUUUCACUAAAACACAACAGAAAACAACAAUGCUGCAAAUAUAGUUAUUUUUCUUACUAUCUAUCAGAUGUGAUUUAGCAAUAUUAAUCUGUAGGCUAAGAACAUUUCAAAAGAAUGUAGCCUAAUUAUAAUUGGGAAAAUUGUUGUUAGAAGGCUAGCAUAGAUUUUAAACUUGUAACUGCUAGUCACCGUCUUUUUUACUCAAGAUGAGAACGUUCUGAUUAUUGUAGCUACUGUACAUUGUUUUUAGUAGAUAAUGCUUUUAAGUAAAAUAUUAAAAUAGUAUAGAUUUCAGGAGCAAACCCUCAAACAAACAAACAAACAAACAAACAAACAGUAGGCUAUUUUAUUCUGUCACACGGCCUUGCAUUGCAUGUAAAUGUAAAAAUACAUGUAAAAAAAAAAAAAAAAUUGUAAAAAUUGUCCAGAGCUCUGCUUGGAAAAUAUAAAGGCCAUGCCUCUUAGAACUUUAAUUGAAUACCCCUGACUUAUAUCAUAAAGAUGUUUUGUAAUAUUACCUUGUGUGUCAUGGUAGAUUGGACUCUUAUUAAAGAUUUUGAUUACAGUAAAACUGUUUUGAAAAUAGGUAAUGGAUUAAAACAUAAUAGGCUGGAUGUAUAUUAACCUUACAUCUUAACUUACUUUUUUUUUUUUUUUUUUAAAAAGCAGAUCAUAGAUCAUAUAUUUUGUCUGUAGCCUAUAAAACAGAUUUGUAAAUAGGAAGAUUAAGUACAUGAGGAUUCUGAAUGGGAUUUUUUUAGCGAGCCAUUAAAUGACUUGAGACUUGACUCGGACUCGUGACCAAACACUGGAGACUUGAUUCGGACUCCAGUGAUAAAGAGUUCAGACUUGACUCGGACUCCAAGUUAAAGACUUGUGAACAUCUCUGCUCUAUACACUGCAAAACAGACGAUGCAUACUUGAUAUGUCAGUCACAAACAUGUCAAUAAGUUGUAGCAUUUCUGUCAAGUACUCAUGUAUAAGAUAUCCUCCAUUAUAUCUGUUAAUAUCACACUGCAUUGCUGUGUUUCAUGAAGUCACACUGCCUUCCCCUCAUCUGAUGAUGAUGAUGAUGGUUUGACCCGAUGUUUUGUAGCGUGUUGAAUGUUAUAUCUGACCCAUGAGUGUUAAUGUGAUGUCUCCAGUUGGCAUGCCUUUCCCUAACCGAGCUAGACAUUUAUUGACGCAAAAUAACCCUGAUUAUAACCUUGUCUGCUGGUCUUUAUAAACAUCUGUCAUAUCACAUUUCCGUUCAAUAUGCUUCAAACUGGGAAACCGGUAGAGAGAGCUAUGAGUCCUUUAUACACUGCCUUCCUUCAAAGACAACACUCACUACGGAACUUUUCCUUUCUAGUUCUUUAGGAGGAACUUGAAACAUGUUAAAAAGCAUCAAGAAGAGCCAGCCAAAAAAAUGUUAAUAGGAGGCGAAGUGUUUCCUUUUCUUCCCAUUGUUUUUUUGUUUUUUUUGAAAGGUCCCUUUUAACUGCCAUUCUGUUAUGUGUUUGAGUUGUUUAAGAUGAAAGUAACGGAGUCCAUUUGGUUUGUGAUGAAAUAUUCGGUCUGAUGGCAUGUACAUCCUGCUAAUAUGUCAAUAUAGAGGUGUAAUUACACUCUGUAUUUCUUUUGACUUCGAAUCAUAUUGCCAAAGACAACAAUUUUAUUGAUUAAUGUAAAUACCACUUUGUCCAUUGCUACGACAAAAUCUAUUUGUUUUUGUUUUGUUUUGUUUUAUUUUUUUCUCCAACCCUACCAUCAAGUUUCUGUGAUGUAUUGUCUUCCAGUUGCAAUAAUAAAAAAAAAAAAAGUUGCAAAGGUGA